UUUUCAGUUCCCCGGAUAGAUCUUCAGUGAAAUCAUCCCGUUCGCCCUAUUUAGAUGACGUCAGGAGUGGGCGGAAUGAUUCCCUUAAUCGCUCCCUGUCGGACAUCGAGAUUGCCGGAAGCCCAGUGCCCAGUACGUCCACCCCAAAAUCUUCUAGAACCAAAGAGAGGGGGUUCAGGACCGGACGAGACGAUUCCCUGAGUUGUUCCGUAUCAGAUGUCGAGAUUGCCGGAAGUCCAUCGUCCAGUCUGUCCAUGCCCAAGGCCUCUCGAGAUAAUGUGGAUGCAGAUCUAUCAGGCAUCGAGAAAUUAUCCGAUCUUGCAGCAGAAUUGACAGGGGAGACGUUGACUGUCAGUAGUCCCAUUCCUUCCCCCGAGAUGGGAUUCAUGGACUUGGAGGAAUCGCGAGCAUUGCAUACCCUUAGUGAUGGCUUCGACUCCUCCUUUCACAGUUCGAUGACUGGGCCUGUAGACCAAUCGACGCCAAAGAAGAGUCGAAGGAUGAGGAGUGAUUACCGCUUCGAAUGCUGCAUUGGGAUGAUGGCAACGAGAGACCUACUAGACACAGAAUGCGAAAUGGAGGAGAUGUCGGCCAAGGAAAAGGAGACAUUCUUGGCUCCUUUGAUUCAAGAAAAUUCAUCAUGCCAUCGACAGACUGUGUCUUACAAAGGAGCUAGUCUUUGCAUAGAUUGCUUCAUGAAUUUAUUUUCUCUCCCUAAGGAACAAUGGGAAAAGCUUCGGAGAAGGAAGAAGUCUGCAGUUCCCAAACGCAUCAGGACUUCCCCCAAAGUGGAAGUUGCAGAGGCCUGGAUGACUAACUUUCUGCGAUGGCACGGACAGCAUUCACCCUGCUCUACUAAGAUGAUCUACGUUCAAGGAUACAACGCGAAGGAGCUCCAUCAGCUGAUGAUAUGCAGUCUCUCCAAAGGCAUCCCUAAGGAAAACCUCCUGCAUUACACGUCGUUCACAGUGCUUCUGAAGAAAAUGAAAGUCUCUUUCGGAAAGGACAUCCCAGAUCUGGAGGACUUCAAGAUCCUUGUUGCCCCUGAUUGGGAGAGGGCGAGGCUGGAAGAAGUGAAGAAGUACAUCAGUCACUACUUCCCAAGAAUGCCCCAGGAGAAGGUCGAUGCAUGGAAAGAAUUCUCUCCGGGGGAAUGUCAACAGCCUAUCAUUGGACCAGUGGGAACCAGGCGGCAGGGAAUGUUCUCUGGAACCGAGGGUAUCUCUGCAGGAAUGCUAGCCGCAGUUUAUACGGAAGACAGAGCAUCUCGUCCAUGGGUGGGAGAAGUAAAGACUGCUGACGGAGACAAAGUGGAGAUCCAUUGGUAUGUGGGGACUUACCACGGUUCCUGGAAACCCAUGAUUGGAGACACGAGUGUUUCUUCAGUACCACGUGAAUCCCUGCUCCUGUGGGGAUUCACAUUCACCGACGUAAGGCGCCAGUUGAGGAGCAACACAAGAGAAGAACUGAGACGGCUGUACCGAGAGACUGACGAAAAAAUGGCUGACUGAAAAAGAAUAAGAAUCAUACCGCUUCCCUGAGACAUUUCUGAGACGAGAGGAGCUUGCUCGGCGCCAUAUGAAACUGACGAAAAAUUCGGAAAGGGUACCUGUACAGCCACUGAAGGAUGCUUUCGAUUUGGGUCAUAUUCCAGUUUGCAUCAGAGGUGGUGAUGGUGUUUCAACUCCCAAAAUUCCUUGACUGCAGGAGUGGGGGAAACUCUCUCCAGGAAUACAGUCAUGCUUCUCGUAAUUCCCUUUCUUAGGAAGACAUUGAGACCAGUAUCGAGAGUUUUCUUUCCUAUAUUCUGUACCCGCGCGGGAAAAGUUCAGAAUUCCUGGUCCAUUUCAUGUAACCUUCUG
This is a messenger RNA of Darwinula stevensoni, 1862 nucleotides long. NCBI's taxonomy places the organism in Eukaryota, Metazoa, Arthropoda, Ostracoda, Podocopida, Darwinulidae. The record is from the annotation of a GenBank genome assembly.